CCGGGCCUUCCAACUUUCUCCUUUUGGAACCGAUUGACUCGAAGGCGGUUGCGCCGCUCUGCAAUUCCCCGCUAAUUUACGCUCCUUACCUCCUCCAUAUUUACGUGCGCACACACACACACACACUCCUUUCCUGUGGAUGUCGGCGUCGCAGAGGAUCAUUUUCCGUUUCAACGUUGCCCGCUUUUCUCGCUAUCCUUCUUCUACUUCUUCUUCACCUGCUUCUCUCCCUUCCAGAACCUUCAUCUUCAUCCACUCUCGCUCUCUCACUUUCUCCACUUCACUCUUCCGUCCACCACCUAUGUCGCAGAAGCAGAAAAGGGGUGGUUUUAGGGAACAAAGAUGGCAAGAAAAGCCAAGUUCCAAUAGGAUACCCAGUUCAUCCUCAAAAAUGGAGCCUGCAGCUGCUGCUGCUGUUGAAGAUGUCACCAGUGGAAUCAAUUUGCUGGAUAUUGCGGACAAAAAUGUGCACUCUAGUGUUCCAUUGCCACAAUUGCAGUUUGGAGGCAUUGGAACGAUAAAUAAGAUACCAGCUCAUAGUCAAAAGGUUGUUUGGAAGCAGAAAUCUUAUGGAAAAGUAAGUGGACCAGCAGCAGUUGAAGUUGGAAAUGCUCCAACUAAUCAAGCUUCAGCUGAAGUCCAGACUAAUGGAGUUAACAAACCAAUAAAUGGGCAAAAGAAUGCUGCUCUUAGCAAUGUAUUUAGAGGUAAUUUACUGGAGAAUUUUACAGUUGGCAAGUCCACGUUCUCACAAGCUCAAGUAAGAGCUACAUUUUAUCCCAAAUUUGAAAAUGAGAAGUCUGAUCAAGAGAUUAGAACACGGAUGAUCGAGAUGGUGACCAGAGGUUUGGCCACAGUGGAGGUAUCUCUUAAGCAUUCUGGAUCUCUAUUUAUGUAUUCGGGACAUGAGGGUGGAGCAUAUGCCAAAAAUAGCUUUGGUAACAUUUAUACUGCUGUUGGUGUCUUUGUUCUAGGACGGAUGUUUCAAGAAGCUUGGGGUCCUCAUGCAAGCAGGAAGCAAGAAGAGUUCAAUGAAUAUCUUGAGAAAAACCACAUGUGCCUAUCAAUGGAACUAGUCACUGCUGUCUUGGGAGAUCAUGGGCAGCGUCCACGGGAAGAUUAUGUAGUUGUUACUGCAGUAGCAGAAUUGGGGAAUGGAAAACCAAAGUUUUAUUCAACUCCAGAUAUAAUUGCUUUUUGCAGAAAGUGGCGCCUACCAACAAAUCAUGUGUGGUUAUUCUCAACAAGGAAGUCAGUGACGUCUUUUUUUGCUGCAUUUGAUGCCCUCCGUGAGGAGGGAACAGCAACCUCUGUCUGCAAGGCUCUGGAUGAAGUUGCUGAUAUAUCUGUCCCUGGAUCAAAAGACCAUAUAAAGGUGCAAGGCGAUAUUUUGGAGGGUCUUGUGGCUCGUGUUGUAAGGUGUGAGAGCUUGGAACAUUUGGAGCAGGUGUUAAGGGACUUUCCUCUGCCACCAUUAGAGGGUGCUGGCUUAGACUUGGGACCAACCCUUCGUGAAAUUUGUGCUGCAAAUAGGUCAGAUGAGAAGCAGCAAAUAAAAGCACUUCUCAAUGGUGUUGGUACCGCAUUUUGUCCAAAUCAUCUAGAUUGGUUUGGGACUGAAACAUCGAAUUCACAUUCGAGAACUGCUGACCGAUCUGUAGUUUCAAAGUUCUUACAAGCACAUCCUGCUGAUUAUUCAACUGCAAAAUUACAGGAAAUGGUUCGUCUAAUGAGGGAAAGACGAUAUCGUACUUCCUUUAAAUGCUUCUAUGACUUUAAAAAAUUUAAAGAUGUAUCCAGUGACAACCUGCACUUCAAAAUGGUGAUCCAUGUGUUUAAUGAUUCAGUAUUCCGGCAAUACCAUAAGGAGAUGAGGCGAAAGCCUGAAUUGUGGCCACUAUAUCGAGGCUUUUUUGUUGAUCUGAACUUAUUCCAAGCCAAUGGGGAAACUGCUGCUGACAUUUUAAAAGGCAGCAGUCAAAUGGUAAAAGGUGAUGAUGAUAACAAUAGCUUAGCUGAUGAAGAUGCCAAUCUGAUGGUCAAGUUGAAAUUUCUUACAUACAAGUUGAGAACUUUUCUGAUACGUAAUGGCUUGCCAAUUCUUUUUAAACAAGGCCCAAUGGCAUACAAGACCUAUUAUCUCAGGCAAAUGAAGAUAUGGAACACUUCACCAGCGAAACAACAAGCAAUGAGCAAGAUGCUAGAUGAAUGGGCUGUGUACAUACGCAGAAAGCAUGGGAAUAAGCAACUCUCCUCAUCCAUAUAUCUCAGUGAAGCCGAGCCUUUCCUAGAACAGUAUGCAAAGCGAAGCCCACAAAACCAGGCAUUGAUUGGAGCUGCUGGAAGCUUUGUGAAAUCUGAAGAUUUCCUGGCUAUUACUGAUGGACGAGAUGAAGAAGGUGAUCUUGAGCAUGAGAAGGAUGUGCCACCACUAGGCCAUAGUAUUUCUAGCAAGGAUACUGUUAUGAAGGAUGAAGGUCUCAUUGUUUUCUUUCCAGGAAUACCUGGUUGUGCUAAAUCUGCACUAUGUAAGGAAAUAUUGAAUGCCCCAGGAGGUCUUGGGGAUGAUCGGCCACUUCAAAGUUUAAUGGGUGAUCUUAUUAAAGGUAGAUACUGGCAGAAGGUUGCUGAUGCACGCAGGGCAAAGUCUUAUUCAGUAAUGCUUGCUGACAAGAAUGCACCAAACGAGGAAGUCUGGAGACAGAUUGAGGAUAUGUGUCGAAGCACCAAAUCAUCUGCAAUUCCAGUUGUGCCUGACUCAGAAGGAACUGAAAGAAAUCCAUUUUCGCUUGAUGCUCUUGCCGUUUUCAUAUUUCGAGUCCUACACCGAGUUAAUCAUCCGGGAAAUCUUGACAAGUCAUCACCAAAUGCUGGCUAUGUAUUGCUAAUGUUUUAUGAUCUUUAUGAUGGCAGGAGUCGAGAGGAGUUUGAGACUGAUCUGAUCGGACGUUUUGGCUCACUUGUCAAAAUACCUUUACUAAAAUCCGAAAGGUCUCCUUUACCGGAUUCUGUGAAGUCUAUUUUGGAGGAAGGAAUGAAGUUGUACCAUCUCCAUACUAGUAGGCAUCGGAGGUUGGAGCCAGCAAAAGGGACAUUUGCAAAAGAGUGGGCUAAAUGGGAGAAAGAACUACGAGAUGUGUUGUUUGCAAAUGCUGACUAUCUUAAUUCAAUACAGGUUCCAUUUGAAUUUGCUGUUAAACAAGUAUUGGAACAACUGAGGUCUAUUGCUACGGGUGAGACACCAGCAAUUGAGAAGAGGAAGCUUGGAACAAUUGUGUUUGCUGCCGUCAGCUUGCCUGUUACAGAAAUCCAAAGUCUUCUUGAUAAUUUGGGUAAGAAAGACUCUGAAGCCGGAUCUUUUCUUAAGGACAAAAACUUGGAAAGCCGCCUUCAAAAGGCUCACGUGACACUUGCUCAUAAAGGAAGUCACAGUGUGGCAGCUCUUGCAAGUUUUGCUCCCUUUCUUCAUCAACAGGUGCCUGUAGAAAUAACGGCUCUAUUAUUCUCUGAAAGGGUGGCUGCACUUGAAGCUUGCAUUGGCUCUAUUAAUGGUGAAAAGAUUCACUCUAAAAAUGAAUGGUCUCACGUGACAUUAUGGACCAGCAAAGGAACUGCGCCUGUAGAAGCCAAUUCACUACCGCAAUUACUUCAAGAAGGAAAGGCCAAGCGUGUAGAGAUUGAGCCACCCAUCGCAAUAACAGGAGUCAUUCAAUUCUAUUGAUUGCUGUUUUCAAUCAGUUUCUUACGAAAAUAAUUCAUUCAAUAUGUGAACUGCAAAAAAAAUUGGCAAUUUUGAAUGCCUAGUUGGGGGUAUGAAUUUUGCAGGAAAGGGGUACUUAUAGUCGUUGAAAUUAGGAAUGCUGCAUAGUGGUCAGCUCUUCAAAAUUCGUUUGUAUAUAGCAUUCAGUCUUUACUCUCGAUCCUAUAGAGUAAUAGGCAUAUUUGCAAAUUAUAGAGUUUCUGAAGUUCUUCAGAAAAUUAGACAA
Ipomoea triloba (trilobed morning glory) is the source of this 3986-nucleotide messenger RNA. RefSeq names its product tRNA ligase 1. NCBI's taxonomy places the organism in Eukaryota, Viridiplantae, Streptophyta, Magnoliopsida, Solanales, Convolvulaceae. Bases 140 to 3721 code for a protein of 1193 amino acids. The transcript is spliced from 27 exons. The record is from RefSeq and is a predicted model, not a curated record. Gene Ontology annotation, biological process: tRNA splicing, via endonucleolytic cleavage and ligation. Gene Ontology annotation, molecular function: RNA ligase (ATP) activity; ATP binding.